UUAUGGUCAAAGCUAAUACAUAAAUAGUAAAAAAAAAAUUCAAUGUCCUUGAUAUUCUGGGACGGAAGGAGUAUAUAACAAAUGGAGCUUAGCAAACUAAAAGAAAAGGUGAAGUACGUUUUUUUUAAAUACUCUCAGGUGGAAGGUGCAUUUAAAGUAUAUUCUGUUCAUUUAAUUAUUAUUAUUUUUUUUUGCUCAUUCCUAAGUUUUUAAAUGAGCAAAAAUUUUAUCAAAUGAGCAAAAAAAACUAUUAUUCACCUUUUCUACCUCUAUGUGUACCCGAGUAAGGAGUACAGUCCCUAGAGUAGUUUAUUACUCCGUAUUAUAUAUACUUCCUCAUUUUUCUUUUAGAUGCAACACAUCCUUUACCACGGUAAUUAAGAAAGGUGGGGUUUACAUGAUAUAAUAAACUUUAAAAUAGGAUGAGUGACUAUUAGGAGUGUAAUUUAGUGGGCUACGUGCCUUAAAUAAGGGAUAUAGUAUAGUUUUUCCCUAAAGUAACUUUCUUUUUAUAGUGUGUUGCAAGUAUUGUGACAUUUCCUUUUUAGAGAAGUGUUGCAAGUAAAAGAAAACGGAGGAAGUAUAUUUUUUGGUGCACUAGCUAUUAUUAUAAUAUUAUUAUAUCACCAAUAAUAUAUUUUCUCCGCUUCUCUACCUCUUGUUUUUCAUUAUAUAUUGGCUUAUGCAAAUAUGCAAUGGACAAUGUUUCCAAGUCUACCUAAAACAACUUUAUAGAUGGCAGCCUUAAAGUUUUUGCCUCUAUUCCUAGUUGUAUCAUCUUUGGUAAUAGGAGUCUCUAAGGGUCAGAGUACAAUACCAGUUGUGCCUGGUCUUUCAUACACAUUUUAUUCAUCUAGUUGUCCUGGUUUAGAUUUCAUUAUUAGAGCUCAUCUUUGGCAAGUGUUUCAAAGUGAUAUAACUCAAGCUGCCGGCUUGCUCCGCCUUCACUUCCAUGAUUGCUUCGUUCAGGGAUGUGAUGGUUCAGUGUUGUUGGAUGGAUCAACCAGUGGUCCAAGUGAGAAGGAUGCACCUCCAAACUUGACGCUCAGGGCUCAGGCAUUUAAGAUCAUAAACGACCUCCGUGCCCUUGUGCAUCAACAAUGUGGCCGGAUUGUCUCUUGUGCUGAUAUCACUGCCCUUGCUGCUCGUGAAUCCGUAUUUCUGUCAGGUGGACCAUUCUACUGGAUUCCCUUAGGAAGAAGGGAUGGCCUUAACUUUGCUACACUUAACGAAACCCUAGCCAAUCUACCACCCCCCUCUUUUAACACUGACCAACUCCUCAACUCCCUAUCCAACAAAAACUUGAACGCCACGGACCUCGUGGCCCUCUCCGGAGGCCACACCAUCGGGCGCAGCCAUUGCUCCUCAUUCGCUGAUAGACUCUACCCUCAAGACCCUACCAUGGACCAAACCUUCGCUAAAAACCUUAAACUCACGUGUCCAACAAACACAACUGAUAACACCACGAAUUUGGACAUUCGUACACCUAAUGUCUUUGACAAUAAGUAUUAUGUUGACCUAAUGAACCGCCAAGGCUUGUUCACUUCCGAUCAAGAUUUGUAUGCUAAUUCUAAGACGAGGGAUAUUGUCACAAGUUUUGCUAUCAACCAAAAUUUGUUCUUUGAAAAGUUUAUAGAUGCAAUGGUUAAAAUGGGACAACUUCAUGUAUUGACGGGGUCACAAGGGGAAAUUCGCGCUAAUUGCUCAGCAAGAAAUGCUAAUAAGUAUGAUGAGGACAUUAAAUCAAUGGUGGAAGUUGAUCAAGAACAAGGAAAAUUGUCACAAUUUUAAGGAACAAACAUUGUACUAAAACUUCAAGAGAUAUGUAUAUGUUUGACUAGUCUCCUACACGUAAGGUCGAUGUUUUAAUGCGUGUGUUUAGUAUCUUAUAAUAAGGUGAGGUAUGAUGUCAAUGAACUUGUUUGGAGCGUUUUUUCUUGACUUGUUGUAUCAUUGGGUACUUAUUGAAUGGUUUCUUCCUACGUUUUUUAUGAAAAAUAAUACUCCUGUUUUUAAA
Messenger RNA from Chenopodium quinoa (quinoa), 2017 nucleotides. Its product is annotated as peroxidase 12-like. Gene Ontology annotation, molecular function: heme binding; peroxidase activity. The transcript has 4 exons. Lineage: Eukaryota; Viridiplantae; Streptophyta; Magnoliopsida; Caryophyllales; Amaranthaceae. Gene Ontology annotation, biological process: response to oxidative stress; hydrogen peroxide catabolic process. The record is from RefSeq and is a predicted model, not a curated record. The coding region runs from base 736 to 1791 and encodes 351 amino acids.